UGUUGUUUUUUCCCUUUCCCUUUUUUUUGUUUCCCCUCCAGUUGCUUUCCUCUGCUCUGAAAGAAAGCGAAUGCCUCUCACCAAAAAGCCAGGCUUGGUGAGGGGGGAGUGGCUCUGGGUGCCAUGGACAGAGUCCAGCAGGUGCUCACCAGCAGUAAGAUCCCAAAAAUAUGCACUCAACAAAACACAAGUUGAAUGGUAGGAACAAAGGAAGAGGGGGGUUACUAAAAUCCAAAGGCUCCUUAGUGAAUGACAAACUCCUGUCAGCACAGGUAAUUAUACCAGAUUGUACUGUUUAUACUGGACUACAGAUCGGUGGUGCAGCCUAGCUAACCUGUUAUUUCACUAGAUCUUUUUUCACCCAUUAACUUAUAUUUCAUUCUUCUUCUCCUCGAGGUCCACUUUCCUUAACAUAUACAACAAUGAGUUCCACCAGUCCCGACCACACAUUGUGCGACAGCUGCGGCUGUGUCAGGCCCUGUGAACUAUCACAGAGGCACACUGAGGGAGCUCUUGAAAUGCCAGGGCUUCUGUCUCAUCCACUGUGCACAGCAUUAUAUCCACUGCAGCCCAUUUGAGAGCCAAUGCUCAGGCAUGUAUUAGCUGAGACUGGAGCUGGACAAGCUUGGUGAUAUAGCUCCACAGAGAGCAAGGCUGGUCUGAUGGUUGUGUGGAUGUUGAACUAUGUUGGGGGGAGCUGCUGAAAUGAUCCCUAGAAGACAAACAAGCCAUACUGGCUAAUGUGACACCGCACAGAGGGAGACGAUGUUCACAGGGGCUUAUCCAACCAGAUAUGUUUAUUCUGUACAAAUAGCUGGAAGCAUUUGGAAUAACUACAUGUAUAGAAGUAUAAAAUAAUUGUAAGGUGAUGGUCUUAUUUGCCGUUUGCUCACAUGGAGUCUGGGUUAUCUUCUUGAUUGAUAAUUAGAUUAUUACUAUCAGCAUGCUUCUUCUAAAUAACCCCCUCUUGAGCCUUUCCACUUUACUUCCUGCCUGUCACUUGGAAGGUGUUAGAAAUAGGAGUGGACGUCUUGGUGUGAGGGAGGACUGACCUCCUGACGUACACAUCCCAUAUAUAGUAAAAGAAGUAGUCAAAUGUCUUGGAAGAGCAAAUCAGUAAAGACAUUCAGACAAAAAGUCAGCUCCUGAAGCAGCUGCAGUAGUUUCCAAAACGUACUGGGUGUCCAGUCACUGGCCAGCGAAAUAUUUCCUGACUACAGCCGGGGCGAGCUCGCAGUCCAGCUUCUGUGUGGUUCAGACGCUCCCAUCCUUUCAAUCAGUACCUUUUAUUUUUCUUUUGCGCGGACAGCGCUUAUACUUAGCAGCAAUGGAUGCCAUCAAAAAGAAGAUGCAGAUGCUCAAGCUCGACAAGGAGAACGCCUUGGACAGAGCUGAGCAGGCCGAGUCCGACAAGAAGGCAGCUGAGAAUAGGAGCAAACAGCUUGAGGAUGACCUGGUGGCACUGCAGAAGAAGCUGAAGGCAACUGAGGAUGAGUUGGACAAGUACUCUGAAGCCCUGAAGGAUGCCCAGGAGAAACUGGAGCUCGCUGAGAAGAAAGCCACAGAUGUGAGUUCUGGGCUGACAGCACCACACACUGCUGGAGAAGCCCCAUGGGGGCAGCCAUUAUCUAUGGGUUUGACCUUGAACCACGCCUCUCAGGAAAAUAGAUCAGCAGCCCAGACUUACAUUACUGAUUAA
Molecule: messenger RNA, 1699 nt
Organism: Monopterus albus (swamp eel)
Lineage: Eukaryota; Metazoa; Chordata; Actinopteri; Synbranchiformes; Synbranchidae
Product: tropomyosin alpha-1 chain-like
Exons: 2
Coding region: 1328-1699 (123 amino acids)
Source: RefSeq, a predicted model, not a curated record